Messenger RNA from Ruditapes philippinarum (Manila clam), 1470 nucleotides. RefSeq names its product epidermal growth factor receptor-like. Lineage: Eukaryota; Metazoa; Mollusca; Bivalvia; Venerida; Veneridae. The transcript is spliced from 9 exons. The coding region runs from base 133 to 1455 and encodes 440 amino acids. The record is from RefSeq and is a predicted model, not a curated record.
ACUUAACCUGAAUGUAUAUAUACUGGACAGAAAUUCUUUGAAGUCAUUUUCCAUCUUGACGGUCACAAAAUAACGUAUUUUUGUAAUUCAAAUUUUACUUUUGGAUAAUAUUUUAUUAGGUAGAAACUAAGAAUGAAACCAUGGCUGCUUACAACUGGUAAAAUGUCUCUAUGCUGGAUUUUAAUUAGUUGUUUAGUUUCACUGUGUAUGAUACAGGCUGAAAGAGGAGUUGGUGAAUAUGGUUCAGCAUGUAAUGUCACCAGUGACUGUAAGGUUGGGUUUAACUUUGCCUGUUUAUACAAGACGUGUUCCUGUAGUAGCUCCUUCUACUACAACCAAGGUCUAUGUAAGAAAAUCUGCCAUGGGUCAUCUGAAGGCUUGGUAAGGCACCAGUAUCAUCAGUAUGCACAUUAUAAACUCCGCUACACAAAUUGCUCAUACGUGGAUGGAAGUCUUGAAAUAACCAGUCUCAAGGGCAACUACGACCUUGGAUUUCUUAAAGAUAUUGAGGAAAUUGAAGGGUAUCUUCUGGUCGUGAAUGUGUACUCGAACUAUCUUAAUCUCACGAAAUUGAGAAUCAUUCGUGGUAAAGAGUUGUAUCACUCAAAAGGUGAUGAAUAUAGUAUGUACAUUGCUUUGAACCAUAAUCCGAAAAAUUUAUCGGAAGGCUUGUUGGAACUACAAUUCAAGAGUCUGACAGAAAUUGUUCAAGGUAAAGUGUACUUUCAGAACAACAACCUGCUAUGCUACCUGAACACAAUUUUAUGGGCUGAUAUUAAUCCAAACACAAAGCCGCCAACCGAAUUUGUGUACGACCUUCAAGGUUACAAGCGGACAUGUCCACCAUGUCCAGCAAGUUGUUAUAACUCAGACACCAGACACUCACAUUGUUGGGGAAGCUCGGAUGAUAUGUGCCAAAAAGUAAAUUACAUCAAGUACGUAUGUAGCCAGUCAUGUGAUGGUCGAUGUUUUGGAAAAGAAAAGAACCAGUGUUGUCAUACAGAAUGUGCCGCUGGUUGUAGCGGGCCUCGCAGAGUUGACUGUCUGGCUUGCAAAAAUUUCUACAAUGAUGGAGAAUGUCUUCCGUCUUGCCCACAAAUAAAAUUUUAUGAUCAACGGUGGGUAGAGAAUCUGAAUGGAAGAUACUCGUUUGGUUCACUCUGUGUCAAGGACUGUCCAAAUUAUUUGGUGAAGGAUGGGGAUGGCUGUGUGAUCAAAUGCCCUGAAGGAAAAUAUGCGAACAAAUCAACCAAUGUCUGCGAGGAUUGUGAGGGGCCGUGUCCAAAAAUAUGUGAAGGAGUGCCAGAAUCCGGGUUUCUACACAGUAAGAACAUAGAAAACUUCAGGGGCUGCACAGUGGUUGAAGGAAACUUAAAGAUUCUAAAAGUUUCUUUUAUUGGGUAUGCAAAACAAACGUAUUAUUUAUUACUAUAUGCUUUUACGGUUAUAAAAUGACUUGAAACAACGAGA